AUGAUCGCCUUGAGCUCCACAGCUGCAAGGAACCUCCCCCGCACCUCCGCGGCAUCUUGCCCUGUUUUCGACUUGGCUCCUUUUCUGCGCCUCCACCCUGGCCCCAAAGCCUCACGCUGCCUCCCGGUUCCCCUGCGUCGGAAGAGGCUGGCUCGCAAAGAGGCCAGGGGCUGCAUCACUCUACCUCGCCAGCGUGCAGACCUCAGGUAUGUGUGCAGAGAAAUGUUGGAGGGAAUCAGUGAGGAGGCAGAACGAUUCGGGCGGCCCAACCAAAAAUCCCUGAUCGAGGAACUCGAAGCAGGAAACCAGACGACAAACUGGAUGCUAUCUGACCUCAGAAAUGGAACGCUGCAGCUGCACGACAUCCAAGCACAAGCGGUCGUAUGCUUUGCGCUGUUCAACGGGAAAAAAGACAUGUUUCAUCGGAUCCUCUGA
Molecule: messenger RNA, 435 nt
Organism: Symbiodinium natans
Lineage: Eukaryota; Dinophyceae; Suessiales; Symbiodiniaceae
Source: the annotation of a GenBank genome assembly